AUGGCAGCGGCCAUAGACUCGUGGAGUCAGUGCCUAGAGCGCUACCUCCCCGCCGAGCAACUGGCAGAAGCGAAGCGGAUCCUCUACGGGGAGCGCGUCAGGCCACUGGAUUUGCCUUCUGUUGCUACAUCAGCAGCUGGUGAAAGGAACUUUGAUCUACUGGGCUAUGGAUUUCAAGCUGAACCGGAGCAAUUGAGGCAGCCACGUGUUGUCCGGGUGGGAUUGAUUCAGAAUAAAAUUCCACUUCCCACAGAUGCACCGGUUGCUGAACAGGUAGCUGCCCUGCACAAGCGCAUAGAAGAGAUUGUGGAGGUGGCAGCGAUGUGCAAAGUGAAUGUAGUCUGUUUCCAAGAGGCCUGGACAAUGCCUUUUGCUUUCUGUACAAGAGAGAAGCUUCCUUGGACAGAAUUUGCUGAAUCAGCAGAAGAUGGCCCAACAACAAGAUUCUGCCAGAAGCUAGCCAAGAAGCACAAUAUGGUUGUGGUGUCUCCAAUCCUGGAAAGGGAUGACGUACAUGGAGGAACUCUGUGGAAUACUGCAGUGGUGAUUUCAAACUCUGGUGCUGCCCUUGGAAAAAGCAGGAAGAAUCACAUCCCGCGGAUUGGAGACUUUAAUGAGUCAACCUACUACAUGGAAGGGGACAGAGGACAUCCAGUGUUCCAGACUCAGUUUGGAAAGAUUGCUGUCAAUAUUUGCUUUGGGCGCCAUCAUCCUCUCAACUGGCUCAUGUACAGUUUGAAUGGAGCAGAGAUCAUUUUUAAUCCUUCUGCAACUAUUGGGAAACUCAGUGAAUCUUUGUGGCCCAUUGAGGCAAGAAAUGCCGCCAUUGCUAACCACUGCUUCACCUGUGCCAUCAACCGAGUAGGAACGGAAUUCUAUCCAAAUCCCUUUACAUCAGGAGACGGAGGGGAUGCUCAUCACGAUUUGGGUCAUUUUUAUGGCUCAAGUUAUGUAGCUGCCCCAGAUGGGAGUCGAACCCCUGAACUCUCCCGCACCCAAGACGGCCUUUUGGUGGCUGAGAUGGACUUAAAUCUUUGCAGGCAAGUUGGUGACAAAUGGAAUUUUAAGAUGACUGGGAGGUACGAGAUGUAUGCCAAGGAACUUGCUGCAGUAGUACAGCCGAACUUUGUGCCUAAUAUUAUCCACGAGUGAUUUUUCCCCCUCCACUCACAUGGGGUAGGGAAAGCACACUUCCUUUUCUCUUUCAGACAUGAUCUGUGUCUCUUAGUAACAUUCCUCCAUGGAGAAUGCCUCAAAAGGCAUGAAUCAGUUGGCUAAUAG
Molecule: messenger RNA, 1281 nt
Organism: Euleptes europaea (tarantolino)
Lineage: Eukaryota; Metazoa; Chordata; Lepidosauria; Squamata; Sphaerodactylidae
Gene: UPB1
Product: beta-ureidopropionase 1
Exons: 10
Coding region: 1-1152 (383 amino acids)
Molecular function (GO): beta-ureidopropionase activity
Source: RefSeq, a predicted model, not a curated record